AUGGAGGAAACAUACCACUCCAACUAUUCAAAUAAUCAUGUCUCACGAGCUCUCACAACUGAGACCGAUCCUUUGGAUCUACCCUAUCGCCAGGUGACCGAGAACGCCAACAUGGAGGAAUACACGACGGAAACCACCACAGGAGAAAUCAUCAAACCAGUCCGGUCCGCUGCUACAGGGAAAACGGAAGACUGGAAGCUGGUAACCUUCAGUGUCGACGAUCCCGAGAACCCAAAAAAUUGGUCCAAAGCCUUCAAAUGGUAUUGUACCAUGGUGGUCUCAUUCACAUGCUUUGUCGUCGCUUUCGCCAGUAGCGUCAUCACGGCCGAUAUCGAAGGCCCUGCAGAACAAUUCGGCGUUUCUCGAGAGGUUAGCCUUGUCGUCGUUACUGUGUUCGUUAUUGGCUUUGGUGUCGGUCCCAUGGCUUUUGCCCCCCUGUCCGAAAUGGUGGGCCGGCGGAUGAUAUACGCAAGCACGCUCUUACUAGCUGUCAUUUUCAUUAUUCCCUGCGCCGUAGCUCCAAAUAUCGGGACCCUCAUUGUCUGCAGAGCUAUUGAUGGGAUCGCGUUCAGUGCUCCCAUGACGCUAGUGGGUGGAACUUUGGCCGAUCUUUGGAAGAAUGAAGAGCGAGGUGUUCCGAUGGCAGCGUUCUCAGCCAGUCCAUUCAUUGGGCCUGCCAUUGGACCGCUGGCUGGCGGUUAUCUCGCCGACGCUACUAACUGGAAGUGGCUUUACUGGUUGCAGUUAAUCCUGGCAUUUGUUGCUUGGGUGCUGAUUACCUUCACUGUUCCAGAAACGUAUGCACCAACUCUUCUCAAGCGAAGGGCGAAAAAAUUGAGAAAACAAGAGGACGAUCCUAGCUACGUCACGGAAACGGAACUAGAUUCUCGACCCAUGGGCGAGAAAUUGCGGGUGUUCCUCUUCCGCCCAUUUCAGCUUCUGUUCCUGGAACCCAUUGUUCUGUUCAUCGCGCUUUACAUGUCGGUUCUAUACGGUUUGCUGUACAUGUUCUUUGUUGCCUAUCCUGUGGUAUACCAAUCUGGGAAAGGAUGGAGUGCCGGCUCGACCGGUCUUAUGUUUAUCCCACUUGCCAUUGGCGUACUGAUGAGUGCCGCUUGCGCGCCUUUUGUCAACAAGCACUACCUAUCUCUUUACGCUAAGUACGGAGGAAAGCCUCCUGCUGAAGCUCGAUUGAUCCCGAUGAUGUUUUCUUGUUGGCUUAUACCCAUCGGACUGUUCAUUUUUGCUUGGACCUCAUAUCCCACUAUCCAUUGGAUCGGACCUGCCAUUGGAGGCUGGCCAGUCGGAUUCGGAUUUAUCUUUUUAUAUAAUUCGGCCAACAACUAUCUUGUGGAUACGUACCAGCACCAAGCCGCUUCUGCGCUUGCCGCUAAGACAUUCCUUCGCUCAAUGUGGGGUGCAUCAACCGUACUCUUCACUGAGCAGAUGUAUGAUCGUCUUGGGUAUCAGUGGGCAAGCUCCUUGCUUGCUUUCAUUGCCCUGGCUUGCUGCGCGAUCCCGUACGUCUUCUACUUCAAAGGAGCGUCCAUUCGGCGGUUUUCGCGUUAUGCCUUCAGUGACGACGAAGAAAAUGGCGAGAAGAGAUAA
Molecule: messenger RNA, 1608 nt
Organism: Aspergillus costaricaensis CBS 115574
Lineage: Eukaryota; Fungi; Ascomycota; Eurotiomycetes; Eurotiales; Aspergillaceae
Product: MFS transporter
Exons: 4
Coding region: 1-1608 (535 amino acids)
Biological process (GO): transmembrane transport
Molecular function (GO): transmembrane transporter activity
Source: RefSeq, a predicted model, not a curated record